Paramisgurnus dabryanus is the source of this 1494-nucleotide messenger RNA. The record is from RefSeq and is a predicted model, not a curated record. NCBI's taxonomy places the organism in Eukaryota, Metazoa, Chordata, Actinopteri, Cypriniformes, Cobitidae.
CCGGCGGUGUUUAGGACCUCGGGUCCCUGCAGUCACUGCGCCAGGAAUCAAAGCCUCUAAAAUCUUCAAUAUUUCACUGCAAAUUCAUUGACUGCAGCCGAAACUGCGCGCACUUUCAUCUCUGCUUUGUUUUCGAGCCUCAUCUAUUCAGUAGUUUACAAAAUUGAGCUUUAUUUAUUUGUUUGAUUCCGAUGAUUAAUUUGUGUUACUGCGUCUUUUGUCGGUGUCGCGCAUUGAGGUCAAUAAGUCACAUAUGAGCUGAAAGACACGCGCUUGAUUCUCGCUGCGAUCAUCUGUAAAACUGCAGACAUGACUGAAUCAUUACACUGUCUCUUGAUCGGUUCUGUUCUCAUGGUUCUGGUCUCUGCUGAGGGUCUGAAUGCUGGUCCAGGACUCCUUCCAAGUCCUCUCCGGUCUCACGGGCCAGUUCUGGACAUUCCCAUUGGUUUUGAGGGGCAUGAGGAGGUCUCUCGGAAACCUGGAUUCACAGAGACUUCACAAGAGAGCUCGGGGUUCUUCAGCGAGGACACUGAGGACACCAAGAGCGUCCAGCGGUGGGAGUCACAAACCGAGACCAAAGAGGCCGGUUCUGACCCGGAUGCCAUGAGCGAGCGCUGUCUAUUGCCUAAGAAGGUGGGACCGUGUCGUGCUGCUUUAACUCGCUGGCACUUCAACCCCGCGGCAAACAUGUGUAAGAAGUUCAUGUUUGGAGGUUGUGAAGAGAACGGCAAUAACUUUCUGACACUGGAGGAGUGUGCAAAAGCCUGUCAUCCAGUCUCCGAUUACAGUCCUUCACCCCUAGAACCCACAUCUUCCUCCCUCCCUCUGAUCAACUCUUCCUCCUCAUUCCUCCCCACUUCGGAGUCCAUGAACCCUGCGAAGUGGGAGAGUGAUUCCGAAUCCAGCGGCUUUCUCCUUAACCCCUUCUCUGGCCUGUCAACCGCACCUGCUCUUGACCACACCCACCCCACAGACACGCCCCCCACUCUCACCCGUCAGAACGGCUCCGAAGACACAGCUGGCCCUGACACAUCGCUUGCUUCUGAGGAUGAGAGGUUUGAUGAUGAGACUGACCAGGCUGUCACUCAAUCACCCACAGCUCCAGAAGUUGGGCCCCUGCCCAGCCAAGGACCCCUGCAGCCUGACGAACCACAACACGAGGAUUCUGAGGAAGAGGAGCUGGUAGUGUUUCCCACUGAGUUGGAUAAAGAAGAUGAAGACUGGCGAUAUCUCACGACCGGCCCGUCGUCCUCUCCCGCCUCAGAUCUGCCGCCUGUGGUUUUUACAGAGACGUCCUGGCAGGGGGCUCCGCUCGUCACGACUGAGGUUGAGGAAGGGGCGGAGCUUCUUCAUGGCGGAACCGAAUAUCUAGCAAAUACUGAACUUCAUGAACCAGAAGUGUCACAGGAGGCUGAGCAGGUGAUUUGUGUGGACUGGAGUAACCUCGCAGGAAAGGGUUACGUGAUCCUUACUAUGACCGACAACUUUGACUGC